This is a messenger RNA of Saxophila tyrrhenica, 591 nucleotides long. RefSeq names its product rRNA-processing protein fcf1 (gene FCF1). The record is from RefSeq and is a predicted model, not a curated record. The transcript has 3 exons. Lineage: Eukaryota; Fungi; Ascomycota; Dothideomycetes; Mycosphaerellales; Extremaceae. Gene Ontology annotation, cellular component: nucleolus; small-subunit processome. Bases 1 to 591 code for a protein of 196 amino acids.
AUGGGCGUCCAAAAACGAACCCGCAAGUUCGCAACAACCAAACGCAUCAUCUCGCAGCGCGACGACCGCCAGAAAGCACAAAUCGCCAAACGCGACGCUGAGGCGCAAAAGAAAAAGCAGAACACCGACGAUGUGAUCCGUGAAGUGCCCCAAGUCCCCUCUAGCAUGUUCUUCCAGCACAAUACCGCCCUCCAGCCGCCCUACCAGAUCCUCGUGGAUACGAACUUCUUGAGCCACACUGUUCAUCAUAAGCUCCCCCUGCUACCGACACUCAUGGACUGUCUCUACGCCAGUUGCAUGCCGAUAAUCACCUCCUGCGUCAUGGCCGAACUCGAGAAACUCGGCCCCAAAUACCGCAUCGCCCUCCAGAUCGCGCGAGACGAGCGUUUCGAGCGCCUGCAGUGUGAUCACAAAGGAACAUACGCGGAUGACUGCAUCGUGGACCGGGUGGUGAAGCAGCGGGUCUAUCUUGUGGCGACGAACGAUCGGGAUUUGAAGAGGAGGGUGCGGAAAGUGCCUGGGGUGCCGAUAUUGAGCGUCGCGAGGGGGAAGUACGUUAUUGAGCGGCUACCUGAUGCGCCUGAGAAAUGA